Molecule: messenger RNA, 3135 nt
Organism: Acanthopagrus latus (yellowfin seabream)
Lineage: Eukaryota; Metazoa; Chordata; Actinopteri; Spariformes; Sparidae
Product: delta-like protein 4
Exons: 11
Coding region: 387-2438 (683 amino acids)
Biological process (GO): establishment or maintenance of epithelial cell apical/basal polarity; cell communication; heterophilic cell-cell adhesion
Cellular component (GO): plasma membrane; protein-containing complex
Molecular function (GO): calcium ion binding
Source: RefSeq, a predicted model, not a curated record
GUCACUAUGCGCUGAUGCUCCGCCACACGCCCGCAUCACUGUUGGCAACACGAGCCUCGCAUCAGCACAGCAAACUCAAACCACAUCUGACCGGCACGAUGGAUGGGCAACAGAAAGACCGCAGACAGAGUCACUUGUGGAUAUUGACGUUACUGAUAUUGGUCUAACCUCCUGCACUUGGAUAACUCGGUCUGUUCCAACUUCUCCGUCUGGAUACGGAUUGCGGAGCCGGAUCUUGUCCCUUUACGGGCUCUGGAAGAAGGAUUAUAUUUAUUUUUUUGAUCACGUUUGUUUGCCACCACUCGCCGUCAGCACUUGGAUUAGGAGCGUGUUUUGGUUGUCGUUGGAACUGAUUUUUUACGGAUACGCACAUCAAACUCUAAAGGAUGGCCGUUUGGUUCACCUCUGCAAUAGUUAUGACAAUAUUCACUCAGGUUCUGGGAUCAGGUGUAUUCGAGAUAGAUCUCCAUCACUUUCAGAAUACUAAAGGUUUGCUGGCAAAUGGACUCAGCUGCGGCAUGACCGGCUGCAGGACUUAUUUCAGGGUUUGUCUGAAGAACUUCCAGACGGUGGUGUCUCCUGGAGGCUGUUUAUUCGGCAGAGUCGUCACACCUGUCCUGGGCACCGACUCGUUCAGCAUCCAGCAGCAGGACGCCAGGCUGCGUCUGCCGCUCAACUUCACCUGGCCGGGUGCUUUCUCACUAGUUAUCGAAGCCUGGCAUUCUCCUGCAGCGGACCUGCCUGGAGACACCACCAACCCUGAAUUCUUGAUUGGCUCUUUUGCCAUCCAUAAACAGUUGGGAACAGGACAUGAGUGGUCCCAGGGUGAGCCGGGCCGGGCGCAGACCGAGCUAAGGUACUCAUACCGGUUCAUCUGCAAAGACAAUUACUACGGGGAGACUUGUUCCAAAAUAUGCGCUCCGAGAGACGACCAUUUUGGCCACUACACCUGCAAGACGGACGGGCAAAUAGCCUGUCUGCCGGGAUGGAAGGGAGAAUACUGCCAAGAACCCAUCUGCCUUGAAGGGUGCAAUGAAAGGAAUGGAAACUGCACACUACCUGGAGAGUGCAAAUGCAGAGAGGGCUGGCAGGGGCUCUUUUGUGAUGUGUGUAAACUCCAUCCAUCCUGUAAACAUGGUACCUGCACAGAGCCGUGGCAGUGCACCUGCAAGGAAGGCUGGGGGGGCAUCUUUUGUGAUCAAGAUCUGAACUACUGCACCCACCACAAACCCUGCACCAACGGGGCCACGUGUAUGAAUACAGGCCAGGGCAGCUACACCUGCGCCUGCCUGCCGGGCUUCACCGGGGUCAACUGUGACAUGGAGGUCAGGGAGUGUGACAGCCAGCCCUGUCGCAACGGAGGCCACUGCCUGGACUCUGAGAACGGCUAUAGGUGUGUGUGCCCGCAGGGGUUUGAGGGGACACACUGUGAACACAGGAUGCUGACCUGUGCUGAUACACCCUGCUUUCAUGGUGGCAAGUGCAAAGAGAGGGACAAUGGGCAUACGUACGUAUGUGAGUGUCCGGCAGGCUACACUGGACUGAACUGUGAGAAGAAAGUGGAUAAAUGUACCUCACUGCAAUGCACCAAUGGUGGACAUUGUGUCACUAUCCAUGGCAACCUCCCAAUGUGCAGCUGUCGCUCAGGCUUCGCGGGUCUGCGCUGCGAGAUCAACGUCAACGAGUGUGCCAGGAACCCCUGUGCGAACGGCUCCACCUGCAUAGACCGCAUCAACGACUACACCUGCACCUGUCCUCCAGGGUACACAGGCCGCCACUGCGACAAGCCAACAGGCGGCUGUGCCUCUCAUCCCUGCCUGAACGGCGGAACCUGCACCAUUGGAGCAAAAGGCCAGCCCACCUGCACCUGCCCAGACCAUUACAGCGGCCCUCAGUGCCAGUCCAAAGAUGUGCCCUCAUACAGCACGCCCAGCCCCAGCGUAGACAAGCUGAGCUUGGCUGCCAUCAGCUUGGGAGUCGGCCUGGUGGCCGUUCUGGUGCUUUGCUGCAUGGUAGUGGUAGUAGUGCAUCAUGUCAGGAAGCAGAGGAACAAGGAGCAGGACACGGAGACCAUGAACAACCUCUCCAAGAGUGACUUUCAGAAGGAGAACCUUAUCUCCACCCUAGAACUCAAGAACAACAAUAGAAAGAUGGAUCUGGAGGUAGAAUGUCCAAGUGAAAAGUCUAAUCACAAACACAUCAACCACUACCACCUGGACUAUAAAACCUCCACGGGGUACAAGGAUGAACUGUCGCUUUUGGACAAAGAUGAAAACUGUGAAAAGACAAUAGAAGAAAAAAAGCAUUUGACGAGAAUGUACAGCGAAAGGCCCGACUGUAGGAUAUCAACAAUAUGUUCUCCCAGAGAUUCAAUGUACCAGUCUGUCUUUGUAAUAGCAGAGGAGAAAAAUGAAUGCAUCAUUGCAACUGAGGUAUAAUAAAUAGAAGAUAUUAUUCACUGUCAACGUUGGAUUUCUUGUGGACUGUUUACAAGCGUGGAGAGACUGGGAUUUAUUUAAAUGCAAGUUGCUGCUCUUGAAAACUUGAUAACUGGAUGGAGCCGGUGUGCUCUUCGAACUCAACAACAACUAAAGCUACUAAUUUUAGUGAGAAUGUAAAGACUGAAAAAAAAAAGACUGCGGGAAAUAAUGAGAGAACCCUGACUUGUUGACGCGCCUUCGAUGCUUUCGACUCGACAGAGUUCGUCCAAGGGCUUAGGGGGCCGAGACGUUUAUGCCUGCGUGUUGAUUAGAAGACGAGGACUAUCUCGAUGUACUCCUCUCCACCUUAUUGCAGUAAUCAGCAAUCAACAAAUCAACUUACUGCCAACAAGCCUGUGGAGGGAGCCAGCCUUUUUUUCUUUUUCUUUUUUUUUUUUUUUGGUUUUUUGUUGUUGUGGCCUGCAAUGCGCUAUGCAAACAAAAAUCAGCAUUGUGCUAAAUUAGAAGAGGGACAAAAACUACUGAAAACGGUUCAUUUUUGAAGGAUCUUUAAGGUCGUCAGUUUUGUAAAUCCUUUUUUUUUUAAAUAAAGAAUGUAUGCAGCCUCGAUCACAAAGCCUUAUAUAUGUGUUGAAGACAAACGUUGUGCCCCGCCUUAUCCUGAUGCCCAUGCACAAAAAAAAAAAAAAAAAAA